CCCCAUCCCAUUCAUAUCCUCCUCGGUUCGCUCAAAUUAAUAUAUUAUUAUAUUAUUAUUACUCUAUCAACACCUUAGACCAUGGACUGAGAAUAAUAGCAGCAUACUAAUGCCUAUUGUUGAGCACCUUUGACUCUCUCAUUCAUUCUCAUCUCAUUUCCUACCCCUACAGUCCUACUAGGCUUCUAUAUAUAUACAUGCCUAGUCUAUACCCUCAGUCAAAAGAUAAGACAGAAACAGAAAUAAUAAAAGAAAAUGCCCGAAAUCCUCCUCCCAGACACCUCGUCCAUCACCUCCUCAACAGCCUCCUCUCUCCUCCUCUACACCGACCACCAACACCAAACAACCCUCACCAGGCGCAAAUCCCUCCCUCUCCGCCGCUUAUCAGUCUGGCUCUCGCGCCGUAUCUCCAAGCAGGGAUUAAACGCCACCUACGAUAACAACCACAACCACACUCACGCUCGGACUCAAGAUGGAAACUACACCGACUAUGACGCCCAAAAAAUCAUGUCCGACCUUACCCUCAACCGUGAGCAUGGCCGCAACCGCAACCGCAAGAUACAGGAAUACGAGGCCGAGCGCAAUCUCUCCGAAUCCUACGCGGCGUAUUGUCGGGCUUUCACGUCCGCGGGCGAGCACCUCUACCACCAGAAACGCAGGACGUGGAUGAUGGACGGCGAGGCGGAUCUGACGAUGAUUUCCGAGGAUUCCAUGCAUGCACAUGGACAUCCCGAGGAUGAGGGAGGUGUGCUUGAUGAGAAACGGGAGAUACGGGCCCUACCCGCCGAGGAAGAACCCGAACCAGCACCCGAAGCUAUACCCGCACCCGACACCAAACUAGAACUAGAGCUAUCGCCGCCGCCUCACAUCCUCACACCGUCGCUGUACGUGGAGAUGCGCCGCGCGGCCAGCGACAAGAAACGAGCCAGGAAACGGCUGCGCGAACGCCGGUUAUGGUCGUGGUUCACUUGCAUUCGUCAACGAGAGUCUCGCUGACGCACCUUUUUAACUUUGGUGGUGGUGGCUCAGGCAUUGGCUCAGCUGUUGACUCUGGGAAUUGGCUUACAUUGGCUUAUCAUGAUACCCAAUCCGCCGAAUCAUCUUGCGCAUUAGAAUCAUAACAAUAACAAUAAUAAUAAUAAUAAUAAUAAAUUUAGAC
Molecule: messenger RNA, 1159 nt
Organism: Aspergillus novofumigatus IBT 16806
Lineage: Eukaryota; Fungi; Ascomycota; Eurotiomycetes; Eurotiales; Aspergillaceae
Exons: 1
Coding region: 256-996 (246 amino acids)
Source: RefSeq, a predicted model, not a curated record